UCCUAAACAAUAAUGGCGUCUUAUACAGUACUUUGAUUUGAAGGACGUUUGUGCGACUAAAAUUGAAUGACUUAGUCACUGUUUUGGAAAAAUGAAUCGUCAGAUUCUCUACCCUUUGAACCGAUUUUUUACCAAAAAUUGGGUGUUCAACUGUACCCGAUUGCCCACAAGACUGCUUCACAGCCAAUCAAGUUACAUAAAUACUCGUCAUGUUGGCAGCCAUCUUUCGUUAGGAAGAGUCAGUCUUGAUCAGAGAUAUGUCAAGUGCAAUUCACGAAGGUUUUUUGGUAGUUUGGUUAGGUCCUCGCAGGGCGAAUUUUCAACCAAGUACGUUCAUUCUCCCUCCAUUUAUCAAAUUUUUCUCCUCCUGAAAAAAGACAAUGUGAGGCAGGGUGUAACAAGAUUCUUUUCAACAAGCCUUAUGAGAAAACAUGGCCAAGGAGAUCAACAUCAACAAGGUGAUUCUCAAAAUCCUGAGGAGGAGCCUGGGAAAGAUGGAGGAUGGGUAACCAUCCUUCCUUGGGUUAUGCUUGCAGUAUUUUACCUCCUUGCUGCAGGAUCUGAUCCUACACCAGAAACAACAUGGACAACAUUUUACAGAGAAAUGCUUUCUACAGGCGAGGUUGAGCGCUUAGAAGUACCUUCAAGUCAAGACAAAGUUUAUGUCUUCCUGCACAGAGGUGCAGUAGUAGGAGGAAAGGAGGUACUGACUCAUGGGCCACAUUUUGUGUUCAGCAUUGCAAGUUUGGACAGCUUUGAAAAAAAGAUGGCUUCUGCUCAAGCCGAUCUACAUAUAGCAUCUCAUGACUUUGUUCCUGUAAGAUACAGGACAACAAAUGAACUGCUAUUCACAGCCCUGAGUGCUGCUCUAAGUAUUGCUGUUUUAGGGUUGGUAUGGUAUUGGCUUUUUGGAAGAGGAACAAAAGGAGGAAACAAAUCAGGAGGAAUAAUGGGAAUGAAUCCAUUUGCUAACUACAUCAAAGCCAAGCCAACAGUAGUCAUGCCAGGAGGUGGAAAGGGGAUAAGCUUCAAAGAUGUUGCAGGGAUGGAAGAGGCAAAAUGUGAAGUGAUGGAAUUUGUGGAUUAUCUGAAAUCCCCUGCAAGAUAUUCAGAGCUUGGAGCAAAAAUCCCUAAGGGAGCUCUCUUAGUUGGUCCUCCUGGUACAGGAAAGACUCUAUUGGCCAAAGCAGUUGCUACAGAGGCAGAUGUUCCCUUCCUUACCAUGGCUGGCUCAGAUUUUGUUGAAGUUUUUGGUGGUGUAGGCUCAGCAAGAGUUAGGGAUUUAUUUGGUCGAGCCAGGAAGCUUGCUCCUUGUAUUCUGUACAUUGAUGAAGUUGAUGCAAUUGGAAGAUCUCGCUCAUCAAAUUCUAUGGGAGGACACAGUGAACAGGAAAGCACUUUAAAUCAGCUUCUUGUUGAAAUGGAUGGUAUGAACACAAUGGAAGGUGUCGUGAUGCUGGCUUCUACAAACAGACACGACAUUUUAGAUCAGGCUCUCCUGAGGCCUGGACGAUUUGAUCGACUCAUCUCCAUCGACCUUCCAACUCUAAUCGAGCGACAGGCCAUAUUUGAAGUUCACCUCAAGAAACUUUCCCUGAAGACGCUAGUCAAGGCGUUCUCUAAAACUCUGGCAGAACUUACUCCUGGGAACAGUGGUGCGGACAUUGCUAACAUUUGCAACGAGGCUGCUCUGCAUGCAGCUCGCAUGAAUGAGAAAACGGUUGAUAAGCGAAACUUUGAAUAUGCUGUGGAAAGAGUCAUUGCUGGCAUGGAAAAGAAGACUCAAACUAUGUCUCCUGAAGAACGCCACAUAGUUGCUUUCCACGAAGCUGGACACGCUCUGGUCGGCUGGAUGUUGGAACAUACUGAUCCGUUACUCAAGCUUUCCAUUGUUCCACGGACCAACGCUACCCUGGGUUAUGCGCAGUAUCUUCCCUCGGACAACAAACUUUACAGCACUGAACAGUUGUUUGAUCGAAUGUGCAUGGCCUUGGGAGGAAGAGCUGCGGAAGCCAAGAUAUUCCAGCGAGUUACUACAGGAGCCGAAGAUGAUCUUCGCAAAGUAACUGACAUGGCGUAUAAACAGGUUGUGACGUUUGGAAUGAACCCUCGUGUUGGGAAUAUUUCAUUUCCCGUUAGAAAACCCAGCGAGCCGACCAAGAAGUUUUACAGUGAUAAACUUGCUAAGCUCAUGGAUGAGGAGGUACGCAUAUUAAUCAGAAAGGCAUUUCUGACUACAAAUACAAUAAUUGAAGAAAACUUGGACAAACUAAAUGCGCUUGCUCAUGAACUUCUGACCAAAGAAGUCCUCAGUUAUGAUGACGUGGCGGCGGUGCUGGGACCGUGUCCUUACGGUGAUAAAAGGGUCCGUUUUAACUCACAAGAUGGCGAAUCGAAGUCCCAGUCUCUCUUCACGACUUAACUACGAGUUCUUACACCACACUCUCCAAACCUUACUUCUUACUCGAGUUCGUUUCAGUUAAAAGAAAGUACACUGCAAUAAAACUCAAGCUGUCGAAGACAACGGCCAUUGAAUAUCAUGGAUAGAAUUCGGCUGUGGACUAGAUUGAUUGUCUUCACAUGUAUAGCUGUUGUAUAAAUAUUUGUAAAUAAAACAAGAGACCAAUUUAAGUAUA
Molecule: messenger RNA, 2636 nt
Organism: Pocillopora damicornis (cauliflower coral)
Lineage: Eukaryota; Metazoa; Cnidaria; Anthozoa; Scleractinia; Pocilloporidae
Product: mitochondrial inner membrane m-AAA protease component paraplegin
Biological process (GO): mitochondrial protein processing
Cellular component (GO): m-AAA complex; membrane
Molecular function (GO): zinc ion binding; ATP-dependent peptidase activity; metalloendopeptidase activity
Source: RefSeq, a predicted model, not a curated record